Messenger RNA from Sphenostylis stenocarpa, 363 nucleotides. Lineage: Eukaryota; Viridiplantae; Streptophyta; Magnoliopsida; Fabales; Fabaceae. The record is from the annotation of a GenBank genome assembly.
AUGGUCCCCCACUCUGCCACUUCCAGUUGGAAGUUUGGACAUGUUCCCCCAAUACCCAUUGUGCUUUUUAUGCUUUGUUUUUCCUCCCACAGCGCUGCACAUGUUGUUGGUCCCCACUUGUCCCUUUCUGCCAUUUUUAUAAAGUGUUCGGUUCCUAAGCAUAAGCUUUCAGACAAGUGUUAUUUGCAUCAAUGUUCGGGUGUUGUUACAAGAAUGAAGUAUCGCCUUACUGGAACAAAUGAGAAUGUGAAUGCUAGUACAUCUGCACUGGGCGACGUUAGAGUGAUCUUUCUGAAAUUGCCAGAAAAUAAAGAAAAAGCUGAAGAUGGUAAGAUGCUAAAAGUCAACAGUGUUUUGACAUAG